AGAGAGUGUCUUUCAGAGCGAAGUGACGACACCAUCUUUUUUAUUUGGAUUAGUUCUGUUUCACUCUUACGCAUAGUAAAGCUGCUACAGUUGUCCUCCUCUUCCGUGCCUAUAUUCACACUGAAUGUCAUCAUAGAUUUUCGAUACAAUGUGUUAGAAAGAGAUGCAGCAAACCAGUCCAUGGGAUCUUGUCGUCAGGAAGCGCGGAAGGUAGGCUCCCUCUAUGGUUUAUUUAUGUCUAUGUCUAUCUUCAUCUUCACUUCAAUUUUCAUAUUUUCAAUUUCAAUAAUCAAUAAUAAUUUUAGCUAUGCGCUAUGCUUUUAUUUACUUUUUGUGUUAAAUUAUUUUUGAUAAUAUGGAAGUAAAACAAGGAGUUGGUGAUGAUACGUAUCAAGCAAAAAAAUAUAAUGCUGUUGAUAAUACUUCUUUGGCGAUUUGUAAAAUUGAAAUUAAAGAGGAACCUCUAAGGGAGAGUGCACAUGAUACAUUUGAAUAUGUAGCCGUAAAGAAACUUCCCAUAAAUACUGAAAUAGCACAAGAGGAAUAUCAACUGAUGUCAGAAGACAUUAAAGACUUUAAAGAAAAACAAACAAAUCUAGGAGGCUUUCCUCAAGAGAACACAUCGGAAAGUAUGAAAACAAUACUCGUACAUACAUGUAAUAAAGAAAAACAUAUGGGUCAACCUAUUGAAGAAACUACAUUAAAAUGUGAAAUUUGUGUUAAGCAGAUUGCCCAUAUAAGUUCAUUAAAUAAACAGAUGAAAAUUCAAAAUGAAGAAAAACCACACAAGUGUGAAAUUUGUCUUAAACAGUUUGGUAAAAAAAGUUUGAAAAUACAUAUGAGAUUGCACACUGGAGAAAAACCUUACCAGUGUCAAAUUUGUUUAAAGCAGUUCGCACUAAACGAUACUUUUAAAAAACAUUUGAGAGAGCAUACUGGAGAGAAACCUUAUAAGUGCGAAAUUUGUUUCAAACUGUUUGCUCGAAAAGCUAAUUUAAAUGAACAUAUAUAUGUUCACACUGGAGAAAAACCCUACAAGUGCGAAAUUUGUUUUAACCAGUUUAACCAAAACGGUACUUUGAAAAAACAUAUGAGACUGCACGCUGUAGAACCACUUUACAAGUGUGAAAUUUGUUUGAAACAAUUUACUUUAAUGGAAAGUCUGAAAAAGCAUUUUAGAUUGCAUACUGGAGAAAAGCCUUACCAGUGUGAACUUUGUUUUAAGCAAUUUAGUCAAACCGGAAGUUUGAAACGACAUAAGAGAUUACACACUGGAGAAAAACCCUACAAGUGUAAAAUUUGUUUUAAGCAAUUUAUUGAAACGGGAAGCCUGAAAAAGCAUUUGAGAUUGCACACUGGGGAAAAACCUUAUGAGUGUGAGAUUUGUUUUAAGCAAUUUAGUGAAACGGGAAAUCUGAAAAAGCAUUUGAGAGUGCACACUGGACAAACGCCUUACACAUCUGAAAUUUCUUUUACGCAAUUUACUCAAAGAAAUUCUUUAGAUGAACAUUCACACAUUCAAACUGGAGAAAAAUCAUAAAAGUGUGAAAUUUGUUUUAAGCAAUUCGCAAUAAAAGGUAUAGGGGAGUCAAUGGAGUUUUUGCUAACGGAAAAAAUCAAACAAGAGAGAACUUUUUGUAAUUUCAUUAAGAAAUGUUUAAUAAACAAAAAAUUUUUAUUAUUA
Messenger RNA from Diabrotica virgifera virgifera (western corn rootworm), 1684 nucleotides. Its product is annotated as zinc finger protein 664-like. The record is from RefSeq and is a predicted model, not a curated record. The coding region runs from base 356 to 1540 and encodes 394 amino acids. Lineage: Eukaryota; Metazoa; Arthropoda; Insecta; Coleoptera; Chrysomelidae. Gene Ontology annotation, cellular component: nucleus. The transcript has 2 exons. Gene Ontology annotation, biological process: regulation of transcription by RNA polymerase II; central nervous system development. Gene Ontology annotation, molecular function: RNA polymerase II cis-regulatory region sequence-specific DNA binding; DNA-binding transcription factor activity, RNA polymerase II-specific.